Molecule: messenger RNA, 1908 nt
Organism: Emiliania huxleyi CCMP1516
Lineage: Eukaryota; Haptophyta; Isochrysidales; Noelaerhabdaceae
Exons: 2
Coding region: 1-1908 (635 amino acids)
Source: RefSeq, a predicted model, not a curated record
AUGGUUAAGGUCGCAGUCGCAUUGGUCGCUUGUGCUGCGGUUGCCUCGGCGUUCUCUGCGGUGCCACAGGCAGGCAAGCCGCACAUUGUCCUUAUUCUCGCAGUUGACUACGGGCACGCAAAUCUGGGCUACAACGCCCGCAAGACCGGCAACAAGCAGCUCAUCGCCGAGACCAACACGCCGAAUCUGGACGCGCUGAUUGAUGAUGGUGUCUACCUCAGUCAGCACUACUCGUACGCCGUCUGCGCGCCAUCGCGCUCAUCGCUCCAGAGUGGCCGCUUCGGCUCGCACGUGAAUAUGUUCAACACGGCGCCAGAGGCAGUGAACUCUGCGGAUCCGAUCAGCGGGUACGCUGGUAUACCCGUCGCGAUGACUGGCAUGGCAGAGGUACUCAAGUCAGCUGGGUACCGCACGCACGGUGUGGGCAAAUGGGACAUUGGAAUGGCAACUCCGGCGCACUCACCCUUUGGAAAGGGGUACGAAACGUUCAUUGGGUAUUACCAGCACGCCAACGACUACUGGAACAAGCGAGGCUCGUUCUUAGCGACUGGCGAGGUCGACAUGUGUCUCAGCCUGAUGCUUGACUUCUUCUCGUACAAUGAGACGUACCGCGGUGGUAACCCGAAUCCUGGCCAGGUGACAGACUCGUGCAAAUGCCAAGAGGGCACCGAAACCGGGUGUCAGAAUGGCGGUGACGAAAAUACAUAUCCGUCCUGCUUUGAGGAGACCAUCUUUAUGAACGCGGCGAUGGACAGGAUCCGCGCCCACGACACAUCGCAACCUCAGCACCCUCUAUUCCUUUUCCACUCUUUUCACUUUCUUCACACGCCGCUGGAAGCGCCAAUCGCGGCAAUCCGUGAGCUCAACCAAACGAUCCGUGACAAGGGCGGCGAUCCAAUUAAUUUGGAGAGCCGAUUGAUGUACAACUCCAUGGUGCUGCUCAUGGACAAGAUUGUUGGCAGGCUCGUGCAAACGCUCGUGGGGAAGGGCAUGUUCGAAAAUACUCUCCUCGCGUUUCUCUCCGACAAUGGCGGGCCAAUCUACCUCCCGGCCGGAGCAAACAAUUAUCCCCUGAAAGGAGGCAAGUGGAGUGACUGGCAGGGGGGUGUGCUUGCGAAUGCGUUCAUCUCGGGUGGCGUGGUGCCCGCGUCGAUUCGUGGAACCGUUCAUGCGGGUAUCUUCUCCAUCGCUGAUUGGUACACCACGUUCGCAGAGGUUGCCGGAUUGUACGACAAUGACGAGAUGAAAUACCCAGUGUCGCUCGACGACGGUGUGCUCGUAGACCAGAAAGCAAAGGCGGCGAAUGAUUGGAUGGACGCCAACAGACUCGAUGAAACAACCAACCCGCGCUUGCCUCCUUUGGACGGAGUCCCGCAGUGGGCAGCAAUCCUGGCGGGGCGCGAUGCGCGCGAUGGGAAUCCGAUCCACAUCUCACCACAGGCUCUGGUUUGGAAGCAAGACGCAGGUCUGCUUAAACUCGUCACCGGCAAACAGUAUUUUGGUCGGCACGUGGGUCCAGUGUUCCCCAACUGCUCAACCUUGCAGAGCGGGCAGAACCUACAAGGACCGGCUCGCCAGACCGUCAAGUUUCUGGACAUUCAGUACGAGCCCAGCACAAACCAGGAGCAGAUCGACACACUCACUUGGACAGAGGACUGCGGUGGCGGCUGCCUGUAUGACCUCGCCUCGGAUCCAACAGAGAGCAACGACCUCGCCUCGGAUCCUGCCUUUGCCGUUGAGCUCGAGCGCAUGCAGGCGAAGCUGGCGGCGCUCAACGCCACUCUGUUUUUGCCUAACCGUGGGGAUCAGCCAUCAACCGCUUGCGACUCCUUCAUCAAUCACGGCGGCUUCUACGGCCCGUUUAUGGCUCUCGAGCAAACAUCAGAGACGCACCAGUGCGCACAAUGA